AUGCCCGCCCAAAAAAAACCGGCAGCGGACUGCCUUUCCGACAAUGCAUUGCAGCACUUCAAGACGUAUAAAUAUUCCUCGGUCGACAAGUCGCCGAUAUCGUACUACAUCCUCAGGCACUAUUGGAACGCAUGCGUCGAGUUUCUCCCGCUAUGGCUACAUCCCAACAUGGUCACCCUUCUCGGCUUCCUCUUCAUCCUCGCCAACGUUGGCUUGAUGGAAAUCAAAGACCCCGAUCUGCUUGGCCCCAAAGAAACCUGGGUCUACUACAGCUACGCUUUCGGCGUCUGGGCUUACUCCACCCUCGACAACAUUGACGGCAAGCAAGCACGACGGACGGGGAUGUCUUCUGGUCUUGGCGAGCUUUUCGACCACGGCAUCGACUCGUUGAAUUGCCUGCUCGCGUCUAUCCUGCAAACCUCGGCGGUGGGACUGGGCUCGACGCCACUCGGCGCUUUCACCGCUGCCGUCCCUACCAUCCCCAUGUUCUUCUCCACCUGGGAGACGUAUCACACUCACACCCUCUACUUGGGCUACUUCAACGGGCCGACCGAGGGCUUGAUCGGAGCCUCGCUACUCAUGUGGUCCUCGGGGUAUUUCGGGAACGAGACGUGGCGCCGGCCAUUGGCGGAUCUGUUUGGGUUCAGAAGCAUCCUCGGCGACACGAGUAUCAUCGACGUGUGGGUGCCGGUGCUCCUGCUCCUUCUGGCCGUAGGCCACAUCCCAGCUUGCAUGUACAACGUCCUGCAGGCACGCAGGGCCAAGAACCUACCAUUCCUCCCCGUCCUGCUCGAAUGGACGCCCAUGCUGGUAUUCUGCGGCGGUCUGACCGCUUGGCUUGGCUCUCCAUACUCGAAUCUCCUCCGAGACAACCAUCUCUGCCUACUAUGUCUCACGCUCUCCUUCGUCUUUGGGCGCAUGACGACGAAGAUCAUCCUGGCGCACCUCACUCGCCAACCCUUCCCGUACUGGACGGGCCUCUUACUUCCACUCAUCGGUGGAGCGGCGCUGGUCAAUCUGCCCUAUCUUGGAUUCGACCCGGUAUCCGCGACCUUGGAGCACUACUACCUCUGGGCCUACUUUCUCAUCGCCAUGAUCGUUUACUUCCGCUGGGCGUACCUGGUCAUCAAUGGCAUCUGCGACUAUCUCGGCAUUCCGUGUCUUACGAUUCCGGAGGAGCGAUGGCGGGCAUUGGAGAGGGAGAGACGAGGCGAGGUCAAUGGUGCUGCUCUGAAUGGCAAGAAGAUACGAUGA
Molecule: messenger RNA, 1254 nt
Organism: Neohortaea acidophila
Lineage: Eukaryota; Fungi; Ascomycota; Dothideomycetes; Mycosphaerellales; Teratosphaeriaceae
Exons: 3
Coding region: 1-1254 (417 amino acids)
Biological process (GO): phospholipid biosynthetic process
Cellular component (GO): membrane
Molecular function (GO): phosphotransferase activity, for other substituted phosphate groups
Source: RefSeq, a predicted model, not a curated record